GGUUUGCCAUUGAAGGCCCCUCCCAGGCGAAGAUCGAGUAUGACGACCAGAAUGAUGGAUCAUGUGAUGUUAAAUACUGGCCCAAGGAGCCCGGCGAAUACGCCGUCCACAUCAUGUGUGACGAUGAAGACAUCAGGGACAGCCCAUACAUGGCCUUCAUCCACCCGGCUACAGGAGACUACAACCCAGAUCUGGUCCAAGCAUAUGGGCCAGGUUUGGAGAAAUCUGGGUGCAUUGUCAACAUCCCAGCCGAAUUCACCGUGGAUCCUAAGGAUGCUGGAAAAGCUCCCUUAAAGAUAUUUGCUCAGGAUGGGGAAGGUCAGCCCAUUGACAUCCAGAUGAAGAGCCGGAUGGAUGGCACGUACUCCUGCUCAUACACCCCAGUUAAAGCCAUCAAGCACACCAUUGCUGUGGUCUGGGGAGGUGUGAACAUCCCACACAGCCCCUACAGGGUCAACAUUGGGCAAGGUAGCCAUCCCCAGAAGGUCAAAGUGUUUGGUCCAGGUGUGGAGAGAAGUGGUCUGAAAGCAAAUGAGCCUACUCACUUCACAGUGGACUGUACCGAGGCUGGGGAAGGUGACGUCAGCGUUGGCAUUAAGUGUGAUGCCCGGGUGUUAAGUGAGGAUGAGGAAGAUGUGGAUUUUGACAUUAUUCACAACGCCAACGACACGUUUACAGUCAAAUAUGUGCCUCCUGCCGCCGGGCGAUACACUAUCAAAGUUCUCUUUGCAUCUCAG
This is a messenger RNA of Galeopterus variegatus (Sunda flying lemur), 737 nucleotides long. Its product is annotated as filamin-B-like. The transcript has 5 exons. The record is from RefSeq and is a predicted model, not a curated record. Gene Ontology annotation, molecular function: actin filament binding. Gene Ontology annotation, biological process: actin cytoskeleton organization. NCBI's taxonomy places the organism in Eukaryota, Metazoa, Chordata, Mammalia, Dermoptera, Cynocephalidae. The annotation marks the transcript as partial.